This is a messenger RNA of Labrus mixtus (cuckoo wrasse), 2396 nucleotides long. Its product is annotated as smoothelin-like protein 2. Gene Ontology annotation, cellular component: microtubule organizing center; filamentous actin. The record is from RefSeq and is a predicted model, not a curated record. NCBI's taxonomy places the organism in Eukaryota, Metazoa, Chordata, Actinopteri, Labriformes, Labridae. The transcript has 13 exons. Gene Ontology annotation, molecular function: protein binding. Gene Ontology annotation, biological process: actin cytoskeleton organization. Bases 304 to 2310 code for a protein of 668 amino acids.
UGAGAAACGUCCUCCAUGGAGGUUGAUGGGAAUAGCGAGAUACUGCCAAGGAAGGAUUCUCUCAGUAACCCGGGUCAUCUUUUAAAACCCUUUUGAAAUUGAACUGUACUGGAAACAUUGACAUGGAAAACUGAAGACAUCGAAGGAUUUCUGAUUGAAGGACUUAACUUGGAGUUCAUCAGGACCUUGAUCGAGAUCGACCAAUAAGAAUAAAACAAUUAAGGUUUGGAUUCUGAGUUUGCCAACCACCCCAUUACGCAGUCGACUCGAAUCUCAGAGGGGCCGAGAGUCAUUAAAGAAGCCAUGAAUGAAGCCACAAUGAAUGUUCGGGAUGCGAUGGUUAGCGAGGCUCUGGGUCAAUUCCAGGCCACCUUGCAAGCCGCCGUCAGGGAAGUGCACGUGGACGUGAGCGCCUUCAAGCAGCGCAUAGAGCACAGGAUCGAGGAGCUGUGCAUUUCCCAUGGACCCUUGGCCGGAGUGGUUACCCAGCUGCAGGAGGAGAACCUGCAGCUCAGGGCGAAGCUGGAGGCCCUCAGCCGCCUGGUGGAGGGCCUCGCCGGGGUCAAGAUCGACAGAAGUCCCGCGGAAGAGGAAGGAAAGAACGUGGAGGGUGGUAUCGUGAACGGACAUGCGACGACACAAUCCAAGUUCCAAGACGACCAGCAACUCAACUCUGCGGGAUCUGAGAACAGCCAGUCGAGCGAGUCCACCCCGACGUUUCCUGAACCAUCAGGGUCGAUUGGUGGAUUAAACCACGCUUCUGCUGCUGCUGCUGCUGCAGCUACAGGCAGAGCCCCGGCCCUUCCUCCAUGGAGGGCAAAGAGACAUGCGGAAAUCAACGGCACUGAUGGGAAAAAUGUUGCACGGCCUGCACAGGAGAACGGAAAGCAAGAGAGCUCAGCAGUGGACUCUGAUGCUGCUCCCCAGUCCUACCGACUCCUCACCUCCGUCACCAAACAAACGGCAGAGACGUCUGCCUUAACUUACUCUCUCCAGUCUGCAGUGGAAACCCCCAACAAGCCUGACCAAGAAGUAUCAGGUCUUCUUACCAAUCGUCAUCAGCCGCUCACUUCAAUGACAAGAGCCAGCUGCGACGCUCCAGCUGUUCCUCAGACUGCUGCCAACACACCUAAAGAACUUCCAGUGAAACCAGCAGAGUCUCCUGCUAAAUGUGAUAACCAACCCCUGCCCCAUCUUCCCGUCACCGCCAUGACGACAAAACCCGGCCCAGAGACGACCGCCAAACCUGCACAGUCUGCAGCACCGGCUCCAAAAACAGCAGAAGCGCCGACAUGCGACGAAGGAGGAUUUCCUUUCACAAGAGGUUCAGGGGCAUCUGGAGUAAAGGAGCAGAGGUCCCAGGUCUCCACAGAGCAGUCAGGCUCUGCAUCUCAUUCUCUGUUAACAGCUGUGACCCGAGGCAGCGCUGAGACUUCAGCUCCGAGCCCUGCGUCUGCACUGAAUCCCUCCGUACCAGAAUCCCCGACCAUGAAGAGAGGCGAAUUUCUUUUCAAACGUGACGUCUCACAACCCAAGUCACAGCUGCUUGUUUCUGCCGCCAUGACCACACUGAACACAGAGUCCACAUCGUCCACUACAACAGCUCAGUCCUCGGGUCUGUCAGCAUCACAGGAUCCUGCAGUCAAACCCGGAGAAUAUCCCUUCAAGAGGCUACCAGUUCUUAAGACUCCCAGUCCCAGUCUGAAGAGAAGUGUGAGCUUCCCUCAGCCUGCAGAGAAACUCCUCCCCUCCAAAUCAAUCAUAAAAUCCAGUUUCUCGCCAAACUUGGAGAAGAAAGCAAACAAGGCAGGUGUGGAGUUUAACCUGGACGGGAUGAAAGCACAAACGCUUCCACGCGCCAACAGUGCUCAGGCCAAACGCGCUCUCUUUGAGAGGAUGAACUCGGAGCCGACAAAAGCAAAGGACCCCAAGCCCAAACUGAAGCGCUCUCAGAGUUUUGGAGUGUCCAGCGCCAGCGGGAUUAAACAGAUUCUUUUGGAGUGGUGCCGCUCAAAAACCAUCGGCUACCAGAACAUAGAUAUCCAGAACUUCUCGUCCAGCUGGAGUGACGGCAUGGCUUUCUGCGCCCUGGUUCACUCGUUCUUCCCUCUGGAGUUUGACUACAACGAGCUGAACCCGGCGAACCGAAGACAAAACCUCCAGCAGGCCUUCACCACCGCAGAGCAGCAGGCCGACUGUCUCCGUCUGAUCGAGGUGGAGGACAUGCUGAACAUGGGGGACAAGCCCGACCCCAUGUGUGUGUUCACAUACGUCCAGUCGCUCUACAACCACCUGAAGACGUUUGAGUAACUCUGUAUCAGAGUCCAUCACCGAGCCUAUAGAUGUCAUGAAGCACAGUGUGUCACGAGCUCUUUGAAUUAAACUAAUAUGAAACC